GCCUGCUCUUCCUGUCAAGUUUGGACAGGUACUCUACCUGCGGUCCACGCCCUCUUCUGUGCCGCUGCGCGCAAGUGUUCGUGAGCAGGAAGUGGCUGUCAGCGACGCUGCUGCUGUUGUUGUAACGUUUGGAAAUGCAGCUGUAAGCUGUAUCUGAAAGAGAGGCGGCGAUUUUAGAUUAUCUUUUUAACUUACAAAAACAAUCAUUUAAAAUUAUUUUGCUUUUAUUUAUUUUUAUUAUUUUUUUUGAGGACAUGCGGCUCUGCAGGACCUGCGCUCUCCUGGCGCUUCUGUUUCUGGCAGUCUUGGAUUCGUCAGAAUCCCAGCAGGAGGUCGUUCGACCAGACAAAGGCUUGAAUGUGACAGUGUCCACCGAGCAGCCAAAAUGUUUUGUGUGCAUCGUCAGCAAGGUGAACAGCACACCGCUUCCCUGCCACUCCUCUCUCUCUCUGGUACCUGAAGUUGAGACCACACUGCAGUUUUCCUGCCCCCAGCCUGUCGAGCAGGCUUACACUGUGACGAUUGCUCACUCCAUCGAAUGCACUGAAAAUGCCUGCAGCCCACCAACUCUGCAAACUCAACCAUCCAUCCUGACUAACUUUGCCAGAAUCUUCACCUGGGAUCUGAAUGCAGCUCAGGACACAGUCGUGCGCCUGAGCAUCAUCGAAGGAGGGCUGACGGACACAUCACAGCCAUGCUCAGAUGGACAUCAGUUCUCUGUGUCCACAUCCAUAGCCAGCAGCAAGGCCCAGACUCAAUACUGUCGAGGCGGUUCUGUGAAAAGUUUGUAUCUGAUCAAUCCAGCUGUCGUGUCUCUGCAAGUGAAACCAAAGGCUCAGGUGGUCAGUGAGCUGUUUCAGACCUCCGUCACACAACUGAAAACUGAGGUCAUAAGCGUUGAUUCCAGCACGACCAUGGUCCUCAGCCGGGACCCGAAGGAAUCGGUUUGUGAAGUGUGCACCGCUGAAGGCCCCACUCUCACCUGCAGCACGGAAAAGACGCUGAACAAUGUUGAGAAACUGUCAGUGGUGUUCAGCUGCCCGAAACCACAAGACGGGUUCAAUGUGAAGAUAAAAAAGACAAUAGAAUGCACCAAGACUUCCUGCAAACCUUCUACAGCAGAAAUUGUUCCCGACCAACUUAAUGCCUUCAAAAGAUCCUUGACGUGGGACAUCAGUGUCCCAGAGAGUACUGUAUUAACGCUGGACUUUCCUGGUGGUGGUUUGAAGGAGAUUUCUGCAGGGGUGACCUGCCCAGAUGUCUAUCAGUACUCAGUGAGUACAAUUAAACGCAGUGGCGAAAUUCAAAGUAACAAGUACUGCAAAGGCGGAACAGUGUCUGAUCUGAAUCUGCUUGGAGCAACGACUGUGACUAUUGAAGUGCCCAAAGGAGAAAAACUGGAGUCGGCAGCAUUUAAUGUCAAAGCAACAGAGAGAGCUAGCAGAAUGAUGUCUGUGGCCUCUGAAAUCAAGAAAACCAAAAUUAUCAUCACGAAGGUGAAUCAAGAGCUCCACUGCAACGUGUGUCAGAUGGCGCCUUACCAGAAAUGCUACCCUGAAACCCUAGCACUGUUUGCUCCUUGCAACGUCUCAGUAGAGUUUACCUGCCCUCGACCUCAAGAUGUCUUCAGUGUGGAGGUCAACAGAGAAAUUGACGGCCCGUUCUCUGGUGACCCGGUUCAGGCCGAGUCCUCGGUGCUCCCAGAGUUCAACCGGACCUUCAAGUGGGACUUGAAAACUAAUUUCACUCACACAUUCCAACUGGACUUCCCAGAACAGGGACUGAGACAGAUUUCCAGUGAGGAGACAUGCCCGGAUGAGCACAAGUACUCUUUUAUUAUCUAUUUACGCGGGCAGGCAAAUAUUGGUACCUUCUGCAGAGGAGGAUCUGUGACCACCAUCCAGGGUCGCUACAAGGGCCGCGUGUCUCUAAAGGUGCCGGCGAAUGCAAAGAUGGAUCCUUUUGAAUUCAAACUCAGUGGCGGGCCUGAGACAAACAUGAUCGCGAUAGUGGGGGUCAACCUACCACGAGGUGUAUCGGACACAACACUCGUGACAGCUAACUUUCCUCGAGACUUCCCUGACAACAUGCAGAUGCAGUGGAGCUUCACGGUGCCCGGGAUGCACAACUACACCGUGCUCUUUGAUCACGUCACACCCCCCGAGUGCCUCAACAAUGGAGAGGUGACGGUGGAGUAUCAGGCAGGGGCCAAGACGGUAACCAAAGCUCUAAAGGAUCCUCAGCCAGAGCAUCAACAGGGCAACUUCAACAUGGUGCUGACAAAUUGUCAAACCAACACGACGCUGCCAGGUCUCACGCUGAACUACAGGGUCUCUGUGGUGAGGAGCGGCCGUCCAGUUUUGUGCACCGUGGAUCUAACCAAAGACCCGGGAGUGUCCCUGCAGAUUGAGAAUCUAAAUUCUGCCUCCUACUGUGAGAUCAGCAUCAACUCUGAGGUUAAAGAGAAGAUAAAUGUGACUGCGGGAUCAAUAGCCAAACUGUCCUUCCUCGACUGCCCAAAUGACGACAUACGCCUGACUGCCAAAAAAGUUAUUGACUGCAAGAACACAGAGUCGUGCCCGGUGACUACACUUUCUGUGUCCACAAUGGAGCCUUGCCUGCCAAUGCCCCUCAACAGCUUCACCUGGCACCUCAACAUCCCCGAAACCAAAACGUGGGACCUGGUGUCACCAAAAGGAAGUUUGCGGCAGUCCCUGCCCAGCCAGGAGUGUAAAGAGCCUUUUUCUCUGCACUUGGCAGAAGAAGAGGGUAGCAAUUUUGUUGGAAAUUUCUGCUUUGAUGGCGUAAUCCAAAAAAUCCAAGUGCACGCCAACAUCUCCAUCACAGCUCCGGGACAGCAGUUAAGCAGGAUGACGGGGUCUUUCCUCAAUAUCAGCGUCAGCGAGGAGAUCACAGAGACCAUUAUUUACACGGUCAGUCCUGACACGAUGUCUCCAACACUGCUGGCGACCCCCAACUGGCCUCAGGGUAUGAAAUCUUACCGCACCCUAAGCUGGAUCGUCACGCUGCCCAACCAGUACAAAGCACAGCUCAAUUUUAACGUCACACAGCCUCAAUGUAAAGAGGGACACACAGGAAUCGAUGUGAGGACGAUAGAGAACAGAGAGCUGAAACUAAGUAUUUCAGAAAAUGAUCCGCUGGUGGUGGAACAGUUGGUGGGUGAAAGUUUCUAUCUCAACAUGUCCAACUGUGAACCAGAGACUCGUCAAUUUAGUGCACUGACCACAAUCAAUCUGCAGAGGAAGCAGAAUUUCUUACCCAUCGUCCUUGGGAUAUCAGGAGCUAUUUUGUUUUUGCUUCUAGUGCUAGCUGUUGUAUGCAUUGUCACAAAGAAAAAGAAAAAUCAAAAAAGGAACAGGGGAUCGUCCAUAUACAUGCCCAAAGGGAAUAUCUUCCGGCCAUCUGACAUGCACUUCACCAAAACCAGAUCUGAAAAUGAAUCUCAUGUCUAUGACUCCAUAGAUGAAACGAUGGUCUAUGGCCAUCUGCUGAGUAACUCCAGCCACGGCGAGGCGUUUCCAGACCAGUAUAACGGCAUUCAGACAGACACCUACCGCACUUUCACAGGCCCCGCUGAUGGAGCGCUGCCUGUCAUUAAAGAACCAGAUCCACAGCCCGGGGACAAAAUGUUUAUGGAUCCCUCUGAGACUUUCAUACCAUCCCGUCCACGUACUCCCAUCAACCGACAGGACAGCCUCGGCUUCCAGGACCGCAGGAUGAUUGACAAUGAGCUAUACACAUUCAAGACCACAGGGGACAUAAACACCAUCCGACUCUCUGCUGCUGAUAUGGAGCCCAUACCGGAUGACUAUUUGUAGUGUGUCAGGACCACAGCCAUCCAAUGAACUGCUAUUACAAAAUCCUCCUUACAGCACCAAGUAUCUGCCAAGGGGUACUCAUGCACGUGUCUGUGCUGUGACUAUACUCAGGGAGUCUGAGCUUAUAUGUCUAAGCGGUAUUUGGUAGAACUCAGUCUGCUCUAGAGAUCCAAGAGUGAAAGCAGUGAGCCCUGUUUUUAAAAGUCUGGAAAAUAACGUCCCUGGGAUACAAAGAGUGCAUGUACAAAAGCUUUUCCUUUAUGCUUGUGCAACGUUUCAUAACAUUGUGGUCUCACUAAUGGCUCAGACAUAAGGAACACAUCUGGCUCGACCCAUCGCAGCUCUAGACAAAUGCAGUUAGUAGAGAAAAGCAAAAAGUGUACUUACUGCAGUGUUGAGGCAGCCAUGAACCUCAGUGUGAAAGCACACGAUUGGCUCAUGUAGUUCCAACAUGAGCUGUUGAUUGGUUCUUUUUUUUUUUAGCUGCUUUAUGUAAUUGUCCCAUAGCUUUUUAUUAAGGAUCCUUGAUCCCAGAGAUAUGGCUCACAAUCUUUUCAUCUUACUCCCAGACAGAAAAAGCAGCAACUACUAUUUCUUGAAUGUUUGUUUGUUUUUGUUUUUUUUUUAAACUUGUUUAAAGUAUGGAAAAUGGAAAAUUAUCCGUUAUUGUUGUUUGUAAAUGUUUUUUAUCUUGUUGACUAGUAUUUUUUUUAUUUUAUUUUUUUAAGAUUUGCCUUUUCUUAGCCUGUACAUACCAGAAUUGUUUUGUUUUUGUUUUGACUUGCAAUAAAUUGUCAGUGUAUGAUGGGGAAGCGGUGUAGCCUUACGUGACCUUACGGCCAUCAUUACCUCAUCUGAAGUGAUGUUUCAUUUUCCCUCUUGUGCUUAAACAUGGGCUUCUUUGCAUGCUGGACACUAAAAAAAGCUGUUUCAGCGCAGGAACUCCAACUAUAAAAACAGUGUGAGGAGAAGGAGGGUGUGGAAGAACCGCUGAAGAUUCGCAGCUACUGUUUACCAAGGAGCAUAGCGGAAAUAACAAAUGCAGAGGCCAGGUUUAUGUGACAUUUCUAAACUGCAGACGAUUUUUAAAUAAAGUCUGCAC
This is a messenger RNA of Maylandia zebra (zebra mbuna), 4941 nucleotides long. RefSeq names its product CUB domain containing protein 1b (gene cdcp1b). The record is from RefSeq and is a predicted model, not a curated record. Lineage: Eukaryota; Metazoa; Chordata; Actinopteri; Cichliformes; Cichlidae.